Molecule: messenger RNA, 827 nt
Organism: Saccostrea echinata
Lineage: Eukaryota; Metazoa; Mollusca; Bivalvia; Ostreida; Ostreidae
Exons: 9
Coding region: 49-726 (225 amino acids)
Source: RefSeq, a predicted model, not a curated record
ACAGGCACAGCCACAGGCACAGGGAAGGAUCCAGAAACAAUUUUAAAAAUGGCAGAAUCUACACAGAAACGACAACAAGCGUACGCAAAGUUCUUGUUUGACAAAGUUAAGAAAGGUGAUAUCACACCUGAGGAGAUGCAGACAAUAAGAGAUUUCAAAGUAGAGUUUUCUAAAGGCGUUUUCUUCAGAGCUGUACCCAGCUCCUUUGCCAUGUAUGCAGUUUAUCGAUAUAGGAGUAAAGGAGGAAUAGUUGGACUUGGAAAAUGUAUCUUUUGUGCAGUUGGUGGACUCUUCUUAGGAUUUGCUUUCACACCUACCCAAAAACUUUGGUCCCAGCAGUUGGAGAGGCACAACAUUACAAGGCAGCAUGUACUGGGCAAAAUAGACAUGAUGCAGAAGAAAAACUUGUCAGAAUUCAAUGAAAUGAUGGAGCAGGAUUGGGAGCAUAUUCCAGCAGAUAAAAUAGAGACUCCGAAAAUACCCAAAUUUGUAGAAAGGAUGGAAACAAAGACAGAUGUUGAGAAUGACACUCAGACAAACCAAGGUUCAACAUUUUUAUUUGGGGCUUCAAAUCAAGAAACUGAUCAAUUGGCCAAUGAAGAGGAAGGAUUAAUGGAAAAAAGAAUGAAAAGAAACAGAAGGAAAAUGAAAGAAGAGUCAAAUACAUCAGAAGGAAUAUCAAAUUCAGGAAAAAGAGUCAACAAAUAUGGAGAUGUUAUUGAAUAAUAUUUUGUGCUUUUGAAAUAAACUUAUGUCUUACAAUACAUAGUUAUCAAAAUGAUAAAAUGAUCGCUGAUACCCUCUAUUAUCAUUUAGUCCUAAUGACU